GAAGUUGAGAUUGGAGAAGUCAAGGAUGUCAAGAAUGCAGAUGCUGCACUUGACUUCUUGCGCCAUGAGGGCGAAGGAGUUGAGAUGACAGCGGAUGACGAGAAGAGGCUUGUGAGGAAGAUCGAUUGGAUGAUUAUGCCAUUGAUGUGGUGUUGUUAUGUUGCACAAUACUUGGAUAAGACGUUGAUCAACUAUGCUGCUGUCAUGGGGCUGUACGAGGAUGCGAAUAUCACAAAGGCCGAUUUUUCGAACUUGGCAUGGAUCUUCUACGUCUCGUAUCUGGCUUUCGAGUUUCCUCAUGGCUAUGGUAUGCAGCGCUUCCCCACUGCUAAGUAUCUCGGCAUCAUGGUCGUGCUUUGGGGCAUCAUCGUCACUGUCACCGCAGCUUGCCACUCCUACGCCGGUCUCAUCACCACCAGAGUCUUGCUCGGCUGCUUCGAGUCUGCAGUCGCUCCAUCAUUGAUGCUUAUCACGACCAUGUGGUACAAGAAGAACGAACAGCCACCACGCACCGGUAUCUGGUAUCUCGGUACUGGCACAGGUACGAUCAUCGGAUCUCUUCUCUCCUACGCUUUCCAACACGUUGAAUCCGCUUCUCUCUACUCCUGGCAAAUUCUUUUCCUCGUUGUUGGUCUCCUUACCAUCUGCAUUGGUAUCACUGUCACCUUGAUCUUCCCCGACAACCCAAUGACCUCGCGUCUUACGCAUCAAGAGAAGAUCUGGGCCAUCGAGCGUCUGCGUGCCAAUCAAACCGGCAUUGAAAACAAGCAUUUCAAGUCCAACCAAGUUGCAGAGUGCUUCAUGGAUCCUCAGACCUGGCUACUUAGUCUGAUCACUAUCUCCUCCUCUGUACCCAAUGGCGCAGUCUCUAGUUUCCAGGCCACUCUGAUCAAAGGAUUUGGCUACACCCCCAAGGAGACUUCUUUGCUUCAGAUCCCUGGCGGUGUCUGCAGUGUCAUCUCCAUCUUGAUUGCCACCUACUUGGCUGGUAGAUUCGACCAGAGAGGAUUAAACAUAGUCACUCUACUCAUUCCUGGUAUCCUCGGAGGUGCCCUCAUGGCUUUCCUGCCCGAAGACAACAAAGCCGGAAAACUGAUCGGAAACUACCUCACCAACUGCAUUGGCGCAAGUUUACCUUUGUUAUACUCAUGGGUCGGAGCCAACUAUGCCGGCCACACCAAAAAGGUCACUAUGAACGCCAUCCUCCUCAUCUCCUUCUGUCUCGGCAACAUAAUCGGACCCCUCACCUUCCGCGCCGCCGAUGCACCCGAAUACAUUCCCGCAAAAAUCACAAUCAUUGUAACUUGCGCCGCCGCUGUAGUUCUGACCUUCAUAUUGAGAUUCUACUACAUGUGGGAGAACAAGAGAAGGGAUAAAUUGGUUGAGGAACAGCAUGUGGGACACAAAGCAGAUAUUGAAUUUGCGGACGUUACGGACAGAAAGAACAAGGAGUUUAGAUAUAGGCUGUGAGGACGGAAAGAGAAAGGUACAUGUUUUAUGACUGAUUUGAAGUUGACACCUCUAGAGGCAGCUGUAUGAAUGCACAAUGAACUUGAUUAAUCG
This is a messenger RNA of Aureobasidium subglaciale EXF-2481, 1563 nucleotides long. RefSeq lists its product as uncharacterized. Gene Ontology annotation, biological process: transmembrane transport. The coding region runs from base 85 to 1470 and encodes 461 amino acids. The transcript has 3 exons. Gene Ontology annotation, cellular component: membrane. Gene Ontology annotation, molecular function: transmembrane transporter activity. The record is from RefSeq and is a predicted model, not a curated record. NCBI's taxonomy places the organism in Eukaryota, Fungi, Ascomycota, Dothideomycetes, Dothideales, Saccotheciaceae.